AUGGAGACGCACUACGACGUCCUCGGGGUGGCGUCCAUGGCCUCCCCGUCCCAGAUCGCCCGCGCAUACAGGCACCUAGCGCUCGUACACCACCCCGACAAGGCCGGCGGCUCGACGGAAGCCUUCCAACGCGUCUCGGAAGCUAACGAGACGCUCUGCGAUCCCGUAAGGCGUGCAACGUACGACAUGUCGCAAGGCAUCUGGGCGAGUAAGGCCGCCGACACAGAUAUCGACAUGGAGUAUUGGCGCGCAUACGACGAAGCGCGUGAACACACCCAGCCCCACCCAGCUCACGCACAUGCUGCUAGUCAUGCUCCUCGCCGCUUCGGAUCCCGAUUCCGCCGGCGUGCACCGAGUAGUGCUAGUCCGGGGCCGCACUGCGAGUUCCGGACCUGCCACGACCCGCCCAGCGGGUUCCAGUACACCAGCGCGCAUUACUCGAGCCACGGGGUAUACUGGGCGGCACCUGGACCGAUGCCGAUUCCUGGCGCAAUGCCAGCGCCAACAAUGUCAGCACCGAUACCAACACCCGUCCACCAUCCCAUGUCCCCGUUCCCCGGAUCAAUGUUCGCCAACACACACUCCCCGUUUAUCCCCUUCCAGCCGCGGUGGUCAUCACCAUUCAUGCGUCCGGACAAUACCUCACUCCCAGCCGAGGAACGUAUAUGCAACUGCUGUCCAUUGUCAGCGCCAAAGGCCAGCAGGAAUUGCAAGCCCCAGUCCCCGUGGAGUCCGCGCCCCUUCGCCGAGGAAGUGACCGUCUUCAUUUCGUUCGAGACACCACUCGGCACGCCGCUGAGGGCGCGCGUUCUUCCGUUCUUCGCCCCACUGCCGCCGCUACGAGCUCCGAGCUUUUAG
Cutaneotrichosporon cavernicola is the source of this 858-nucleotide messenger RNA. RefSeq lists its product as uncharacterized. Bases 1 to 858 code for a protein of 285 amino acids. The record is from RefSeq and is a predicted model, not a curated record. Lineage: Eukaryota; Fungi; Basidiomycota; Tremellomycetes; Trichosporonales; Trichosporonaceae. The transcript is spliced from 4 exons.